Molecule: messenger RNA, 774 nt
Organism: Miscanthus lutarioriparius
Lineage: Eukaryota; Viridiplantae; Streptophyta; Magnoliopsida; Poales; Poaceae
Source: the annotation of a GenBank genome assembly
AUGGAGGCCCUCAUCCAACUAACUCCACGGGUCCCCUCGCGCUGCACCCUCACAUGCCACGCAGCGGCGCCCAAAGUGCCCCUCCCCAUCGCCUUGCUGGCCUCCCUCGGAGACAACUCUAGCAAGUGGGACCCUGCCGAGUGCGACGCCCUCCUGUGCGUUGGGGAGCAGGUCGCCUCCGUGCUGCAGGAGAUGCUCACGCUGAUGUUGGACAUGGAGAUGGAUGGUGCAUUUGAGCCCGUUGCUGUGGAGCUGGUGGCACAGGGAGUUAUUGGGAAGAGAGUCGACGACAUGGAGUCAGGCUUCCUUAUGGAACUUGAUUACAUGAUACAACUUGCACAGAAGGACGCAGAUGAUGAGCGUAAGUCUCUUCUUGAGGUAAUUAAGCAGACAGUGCUAGACCAUCUGACAAAGAAAUGUCCUCCACAUGUCCAGGUUGUUGGACUCCUUUGCCAGACUGAAAAGAAAGAGAGCAGGCAUGAAUUGUUGCGCCGUGUAGCUGCUGGUGGAGGUGUUUUUAAGAACGAUAAAGGUCAUAAGUGCCAGAUUCCUGGAAAAAAUCUUAGUGACAUUGCAAAUCAGGCAGAUGAUCUACUAGAGUCAAUGGAAUCUAGGGACACCAUUCCUGAUCGAAAACUUCUUGCAAGACUAGUUAUAGUAAGAGAAGAAGCUCGGAAUAUGAUGGGAGGUGGCCUGUUAGAUGAGAGAAAUGAUCGUGGUUUGACUACCCUCCCUGAGGCAAAGGUAUCUUUAAACUUGGAAAUCCUUAUGUGA